Molecule: messenger RNA, 688 nt
Organism: Rhagoletis pomonella (apple maggot)
Lineage: Eukaryota; Metazoa; Arthropoda; Insecta; Diptera; Tephritidae
Product: retinoid-inducible serine carboxypeptidase-like
Exons: 2
Biological process (GO): proteolysis
Molecular function (GO): serine-type carboxypeptidase activity
Source: RefSeq, a predicted model, not a curated record
AUGGCAGCACUUAUUUCUAAGCGGAUACGCGUUUCUGGCAGAGAACGGUACACAUUUUCAUAUUUCUCCUUUUCGCUCUUCGGUGCAGCGAAAACUGGCUAUGGUCCUGGUGAAAAAUAUUGGGGUCAUGUCGAUCUACGCACUGGUGCACACAUGUUCUACUGGCUCUACUAUACCACGGCUAAUGUCUCCGCCUAUACUGAACGCCCACUUGCCAUUUGGUUGCAAGGUGGUCCCGGUGCUUCAUCUACGGGUUAUGGCAACUUCGAAGAAUUGGGUCCACUCGAUUUAUAUGGCAAUUAUCGCAAUUUUACUUGGGUGAAGGAUAUGAAUGUACUCUUCAUCGAUAACCCUGUGGGCAGUGGUUUCAGCUAUGCUGACAGCUAUCGUUAUUUAACUAAAACCAACAAUGAGAUUGCUUUGGAUUUGGUUAGUUUAAUGAAAGGCUUCUACAAGCGUCAUCCGGAAUUCGAAACAGUACCUUUGCAUAUAUUCUGUGAGAGCUAUGGCGGUAAGAUGGCACCCGAGUUUGCCUUGGAAUUGUAUUACGCUGUGCAACGUGGUGAGUUGCGCAGCAAUUUGACUUCGGUUGUGUUGGGUGAUCCAUGGACCUCGCCAAUUGAUUCUGUAUUGGCAUGGGCGCCAUUAUUGUUGCAAAUGGUAAAUGCGAAAGUGCAUACACGGAUAU